AUGACCCUAAAUUGCCUUACCUGCCGGUUCAUCAUGGACGGCAACAUGUCGGACUCUGAGAAUGAAUAUUGCCGAGGAGAAUGUUGCGGGAAAUUGUGUUGUGCUAAGGUUAGGAGGCGCUGUCAAUGGAACGUGUUGACGUACAAGCAAAUGAGAAUUGGGUCUUUAAACAAUGCAGAGAAGCUGAUCAAGAAGAGUUAUCGUCGGAAUUUUAGUACCGGAGCUGUUGCAUUCGGCGGCGGCGGCAGCACGGAGCCGAGGUUGUUGAGGAGCUGUGCAAUGAGAAGGGAUUGGAGCUUUGAGGACAUGAGAGGGGGAUGA
This is a messenger RNA of Corylus avellana, 321 nucleotides long. RefSeq lists its product as uncharacterized. Lineage: Eukaryota; Viridiplantae; Streptophyta; Magnoliopsida; Fagales; Betulaceae. The record is from RefSeq and is a predicted model, not a curated record.